GUAUCGCCAGAGGAAUAUAAGUAAAAAAUGAAGAAUUAUUACAUCUUGAAAACGUAUUGCAGUAAAAUAUUUCUGCUCGGCUCUGGUGAUUUUUGGUACGAAAACAAAGUCAUUGGAGACGAUAAACGUAUCCUUUAUAGAAUGUACAAUUGUGCAUUGUUUUUUAUAUAUGGUUUCAUGACCGUAUUGGAAAUCAUGGCGGCGUUGAUGGGAGAAUUUCCGACGGACGAAAAAAGAGACUCAGUAACGUUUGCAGUAAGCCACACUAUUGUUAUGUUGAAAAUAAUCUCCGUUGUAUUCCAAAAGGAGUUGGUAAAGACGCUGAAUCGCAAGAUGGUGACCAUUUGUGAACAUUACGAGGAACAAGCUUUGAUGUCAGAGAAAUAUCGCAUCAUGAAAAUAAAUGUGAUCGCUUAUUUCCUCAUUGUUUACGGGUCGGCUGCUUGUUUUGUUUUCGAAGGUUUGAGGAAACUGUUUGACGGGUCCCAUUUUGUAACUGUUGUGACCUACUAUCCGGAUUACGAGGACAAUUCAAUGUUCGCAAACAGUGUCAGGAUUCUCGCCACAGUGAUAUUGUUUUUGAUGUUGAUGAACAUGAUUGUGUGUGUCGACUCAUUCACAAUGGUCUAUCUGAUUAUGUAUAAAUAUAAGUUUAUCACACUGAGACACUAUUUUGAGAAUCUGAGCGUGACGAUUGAUAAAUUGAACACACCUGGUAAUGAAGAGGUGGUUGCGAAGAUGUUGACUGACGGUUUAGUGGAAGGAGUGGAGAUGCAUUCGAAGUUACUAAGGUUAUCGAAAGACAUCGACAAAGCGUUUGGUACAGUGAUGGCCUUACAACUUUGUCAAAGUUCCGGCUCCGCAGUCUCGCUUCUCCUUCAAAUUGCCUUGUCGGAUCAAUUGACUUUCGUGGCGAGUCUCAAGAUAGUUUUCUUCGUGAUGGCACUCUUUUUCUUACUCGGCCUUUUUCUUUGCAACGCUGGAGAAAUAACAUAUCAGGCUGCGCAGCUGUCUGACGCGAUAUUCUACAGUGGCUGGCAUGUUUGCCGUCCGCGCCACUCAUCUCGUCAUGUGAGGAAGAUCGUGUUGCUCGCGAUCAUGCAGGCGCAGCAGCCACUCGUCAUGAAGGCCUUCAAGAUGCUUGAACUCACUUACGGCACUUUUAUACUGGUGGUGAGAGCAACUUACUCCGUGUUCGCAUUAUUUUACGCACAAGAUAAAUAAAUGUUUCACGCAUGAUUAAUCGCGUACAAAUACAUAAUACUUUAAUUAUGAACAAUGUAGUCUUUUGUGAGCUUUGAUUUGUUUAACAUGGUUUCAUAUAGAUUUAUUUAAUUAGCGAAAUUAAUUCACUAUUAAUGUUACACUUUGAUUUAA
This is a messenger RNA of Manduca sexta (tobacco hornworm), 1377 nucleotides long. RefSeq lists its product as uncharacterized. The record is from RefSeq and is a predicted model, not a curated record. Gene Ontology annotation, cellular component: plasma membrane. Lineage: Eukaryota; Metazoa; Arthropoda; Insecta; Lepidoptera; Sphingidae. Gene Ontology annotation, molecular function: odorant binding; olfactory receptor activity. Bases 28 to 1224 code for a protein of 398 amino acids. The transcript has 6 exons. Gene Ontology annotation, biological process: sensory perception of smell; detection of chemical stimulus involved in sensory perception of smell.